This is a messenger RNA of Geosmithia morbida, 996 nucleotides long. RefSeq names its product NADPH:quinone reductase. Gene Ontology annotation, biological process: cellular response to oxidative stress. Lineage: Eukaryota; Fungi; Ascomycota; Sordariomycetes; Hypocreales; Bionectriaceae. Gene Ontology annotation, molecular function: zinc ion binding; quinone reductase (NADPH) activity. Gene Ontology annotation, cellular component: cytoplasm. Bases 1 to 996 code for a protein of 331 amino acids. The record is from RefSeq and is a predicted model, not a curated record. The transcript is spliced from 2 exons.
AUGGCCCCCGUCGACAUCCCCAAGCAGGCCAAAGCCGUCCAGAUAGACGAGGUCGGCGGCGUCGAAGUCCUUCGGUAUCGUGACGUCCCCGUGCCCACGCCGGCAGCAGGCCAGGUCCUCGUGCGCAACGAGUACAGCGGCGUCAACUUCAUAGACACCUACAUCCGCUCAGGCCUGUACCCGUCCCCGAGCUUCCCGUUGACGCUGGGUCGCGAGGGGGCAGGCGUGGUGGUGCGGUCGGACGGUUCCGACGGCGCUCCCGCCCCGGGCACCCGCGUGGCCUACGUGCACCAUCAGGCGUACGCCGAGUACACCGUCGUCCCGGCCGACCGCGUCGUCGAGAUCCCCGACGGCCUGUCCACCGACAAGGCCGCCGCCGUCCUCCUUCAGGGCCUGACGGCUUGGACCUUCGUGCGUGAGGCCGCCGCCGUCCAGGCGGGCCAGUGGGUCCUCGUCCCCGCCGCCGCCGGCGGAGUCGGCCUCCUCCUCUGCCAGAUGCUCAGGCAUGUGGGCGCCAAGGUCAUCGGCACCGCCAGCACCGACGAGAAGCUCGAACUCGCCAGGAAGCAUGGCGCCCAGUGGACCGUCGACAGCAACGCCGACGUCGUCGCCGAGGUGGCCCGUAUCACCGGCGGUCACGGCGUCGACACCAUCUUUGACGGCGUCGGCAAGGAUACCUUUGAUGCCGACCUAGAAAUCAUUGCCCACAAGGGAACUCUCAUCUCUUUCGGAAAUGCGUCUGGCCCUGUACCCCCCCUCAGCAUCUCCAGACUCACAGAUAAGAAUGUCAAGCUCAUGCGUCCGGCCCUGAACGGAUAUAUCAGAACGAGGGAGGAGCUGGUCAAGUAUACCAGCGAGCUCCUCGACCUCGUGGCCACAGGCAAGCUGGUCAUCAACAUCUACAAGGUCUACCCUCUCAGGGAUGCCGCCCAGGCCCAGGAGGACAUUGCCGCUCGCAAGACGACCGGAAAGCUCCUCCUCAAGACUAGUGACUAG